UACCUUCAUUUUAGGGGCACCGUCUCACUGCAAUUCCAUUGGGGCCGCCGGAGUGAACAGGAAUCCCGGGCUAAGUUCCAGCAUAGUGAGCAGGUUGUAAUAUUCAAUUCCCGUACUAUUAUAUUAAUUCGUUUGUUUAACCUUGAGCUCUGCAGCUUGAAACUUCCUGCUAUGGCGAGGAUUCAGUAAAAUCGUUGUUACAUCUCCUCAGCUAUAAAAUGCAUUCGAAGGACAGGAUUUCCUAUUUCUACGAUGGAGAUGUAGGCAGUGUUUACUUUGGUCCAAAUCAUCCUAUGAAGCCUCAUCGUCUUUGUAUGACACAUCAUCUUGUCCUCUCCUAUGACCUCCACAAGAAGAUGGAAAUCUAUCGGCCUCACAAAGCAUACCCUGUUGAGCUUGCUCAGUUUCAUUCUGCGGAUUAUGUUGAGUUCUUGCACCGGAUCACUCCUGACACCCAACAUCUGUUUGCUAAUGAAUUGGUAAAAUAUAAUCUUGGAGAAGACUGCCCAGUAUUUGAGAACUUGUUUGAAUUUUGUCAAAUUUAUGCUGGUGGAACGAUUGAUGCUGCACGCAGAUUGAACAAUAAGCUAUGCGACAUUGCUAUAAAUUGGGCUGGUGGAUUGCACCACGCAAAGAAGUGUGAAGCUUCUGGAUUUUGUUACAUCAAUGACUUGGUCCUAGGGAUUCUGGAACUCCUCAAGUAUCACGCCAGGGUCCUAUAUAUUGAUAUAGAUGUACAUCAUGGUGAUGGAGUUGAAGAAGCCUUCUAUUUCACAGACAGGGUGAUGACUGUUAGUUUUCAUAAGUAUGGGGAUAUGUUCUUUCCGGGAACCGGUGAUGUUAAGGAAAUUGGAGAGAAAGAAGGAAAAUUUUAUGCCAUAAAUGUCCCAUUGAAGGAUGGAAUAGAUGAUGCCAGCUUUACUCGACUUUUCAAAACAAUUAUUUCCAAGGUUGUUGAGACAUAUCUACCAGGUGCUAUAGUUCUCCAAUGUGGGGCUGAUUCACUUGCUGGGGACCGCUUGGGCUGCUUCAAUCUCUCCAUCGAUGGGCAUUCUGAGUGUGUAAGAUUCGUGAAAAAAUUCAAUUUACCGUUGUUGGUUACUGGAGGUGGAGGAUACACAAAAGAGAAUGUUGCUAGAUGCUGGGCUGUUGAAACGGGGGUUCUUCUGGAUACUGAGCUUCCCAAUGAAAUCCCAGAUAAUGAGUACAUCAAAUAUUUUGCUCCUGAUUAUUCAUUAAAGAUUCCGAGUGGGAACCUAGAAAACAUGAACAGCAAAUCUUACCUUGGUACGAUAAAAAUGCAAGUCAUGGAAAGUCUGCGUUGCAUUCAGCAUGCCCCUAGUGUACAAAUGCAAGAGGUUCCACCUGAUUUCUACAUCCCUGAUUUUGAUGAAGAUGAGCAGAACCCAGAUGAAAGAGUUGAUCAGCACACCCAAGACAAGCAAAUCCAGCGAGAUGAUGAAUACUAUGAAGGUGAUAAUGACAAUGAUCACAACAUGGAUGAUGCUUGAAGUUUCCAGUGUCAUAAUUUUCUGUUGCUUAUGAUUUUCUAUUUCUGGGAGAAAGA
This is a messenger RNA of Telopea speciosissima, 1567 nucleotides long. RefSeq names its product histone deacetylase 9. Gene Ontology annotation, molecular function: histone deacetylase activity. NCBI's taxonomy places the organism in Eukaryota, Viridiplantae, Streptophyta, Magnoliopsida, Proteales, Proteaceae. The coding region runs from base 219 to 1511 and encodes 430 amino acids. The record is from RefSeq and is a predicted model, not a curated record. The transcript is spliced from 14 exons.